Molecule: messenger RNA, 6032 nt
Organism: Stegostoma tigrinum
Lineage: Eukaryota; Metazoa; Chordata; Chondrichthyes; Orectolobiformes; Stegostomatidae
Gene: fes
Product: FES proto-oncogene, tyrosine kinase
Exons: 19
Coding region: 408-2882 (824 amino acids)
Biological process (GO): chemotaxis; cell adhesion; peptidyl-tyrosine phosphorylation
Molecular function (GO): non-membrane spanning protein tyrosine kinase activity; ATP binding
Source: RefSeq, a predicted model, not a curated record
AGGAAGGAAACUGGGGCAGUGAGUCCGAGAUGCAGCCGAUGUACGACACAGAAAGGAGAAAUAGGGACAGCAAAGAAUAAACUGAAAAGGGACCCUUUCUCUCGAGUGGGUUGGGAUGGAUACCGAAUAAAAUAUUUCAAUGUUUGAGGGACUAACCAAUAUAACUGAUAGGAGGAAGAAUAAUUCCCAGGAAUUUUGGAGAAACUCGCAGGAGCUGCUGCCUCAUCAGUUUCAGCCUUUGGACUUUAAUAUUGGUGUUUGAACAAAGUUUCGACUGUCAAAUUGGAUAAUUUUCCCAGAUAAUAUUUCCAUUUCGCCAAUUACUUGAGGAAGAGAGAAAUUCAGUGUAACGAAGGAGUUUCCUAUUCAACUCUCGGGAAUCCAUUUCCGGUCCAGUUUCUGAGACAAUGGGCUUCAGUUCUGAUCUCUGGUGUCCCCAGGGACACACCAUGCUACUCCGAUUACAGGAUUCAGAGGUCCGGUUGAUGGAGACCAUGAAGAAAUGGAUGAACUAUCGAGUGAGGAGUGACAAGGAAUACUCAGGGUUACUUCAUCAAAUGUUCUCUCAAGUCGAGAAACAAGAGAGUAGCCAGCAGGCUGGAGGACUUGAUUACAUCAGUCAGGUCAACAAGUCCUGGUCAAUGAUUGUUAAUCAGACUGAGGUUUUGAGCCGACUGAUGCGGAAACAUUCAGAGGAUCUGAACUCUGGGCCAAUUAACAAACUAACACUUUUAAUCCGUGAUAAACAACUGCUGAAGAAGAACUACAGUGAACAGUGGCAGCAGAUUAACCAGGAGGUGAUCAAGAAUACACAGAGCGAAAUUGAGAAGCUGAAGUCACAGUAUCGGCAACAAGCCAAAGAGAUGAAUGCAGCAAAGCGGAAGUUCCAGGAGGCCAGUAAAGACAAAGACCGGGACAGAAUGAGGGACAAAUAUGUCAAAACCACUAUGAAGAUGCACCUACUCCACAAUCAGUACAUACUUGCUCUCAGAUCUGCAGAGGCCCACCAUCAGCACUAUUACCACCAGGGUUUGCCAGGACUGCUCAACAGUCUGCAAGAACUGCAUGAAGAGAUGGUUUACAUUCUGAAAGAAAUUUUGCUGGAAUAUCAGGAGAUCAGCAGCCUGAUCCAGGAGGAAGUGGUGACUGUUCAUCGGGAGAUCAGUGAUGCCAUUGACGCCAUCGACCCACGCAAAGAAUAUGAGAGCUUCAUUGAGCAAAACAGGUCUGUGGCUGAGGUCCCACCGCUUGCCAGCUUUGACACUAGCCUCCUUGAGGACUUGGACAAUUUGCAGGUGGGAGAGUUGGAGCUCAACGAUUUGACCAUUGAAUCAAUGCAACACAAUCUAACAUCUCUGGAGGAAGAGUUGCAAUCUCUGAAAGAAACCAUUGAUAACCGACAGGCAACCAUCAGACAGAUCUCCACAGAAAUAACAGCGGAAGAGCAAUCAAGCGGCUGUAGAUCACGUGUUUACAUCUUCAGCAAGAAAUGUGCUUUGGAGGAGAGCAGACAACAGGUCCAGGUCCUUCUGUGCAACAAGGGGAGGCUGGAGGCACAGCGUCUGGUUCUGGUGCAGAAGCUGAAAGAGUUGGGAGAUAAGGAGCCUCCACCAGCACUGCAAUUGGAGGAGGACAGAUAUUCCAACUCCUCAGUUGGAAAAGAUAGUGUCAAAGCCUCAUCUUUGGAAGCCCUGAAGACACAUUUUUCAGGACUGUUCAAACCAAAGUUCAGUCUCCCUCCCCUCCUGCCAAUUGUACCAGCUGUUCAGAAGCCUCUGUGCCAGCAGACCUGGUAUCAUGGUGCUAUUCCCCGCAUGGAAACUCAGCAGCUCCUGAUCAAUGAGGGUGACUUCCUGGUGAGAGAGAGCCAGAACAAAGGAGAGUAUGUUCUGUCCGUGAUGUCUGCUGGACAGUGCCGCCAUUUUAUCAUUCAACAUGUAGAUUCCCAGUAUCGAUUUGAUGGUGAGAGCUUUCCCACAAUCCCUCUCCUCAUUGACAACCUUGUAAAAACGAAACAACCUGUCACCAAGAAAACUGGAGCUGUACUGAUCAAACCAAUUGUUAAGGAUAAAUGGGUACUGGACCAUGAAGAUGUCCUGAUAGGAGAUCGCAUCGGGCGAGGUAACUUUGGUGAGGUGUUCAGCGGGAGGAUGAGGAAUGACAAUACUCUGGUGGCUGUGAAGAUGUGCCGUGAAAAUCUGCCUGCUGAUCAGAAGAAUAAGUUCUUGAUGGAGGCCAGAAUCUUGAAACAGUAUGAUCAUCCGAACAUUGUCAGGCUGAUAGGAGUCUGUACUCAGAAACAGCCCAUUUAUAUCGUCAUGGAGCUGGUGCAAGGAGGGGAUUUCUUGACAUUUUUACGCAACGAAGCAAAUCAUUUUAGCACAAAAGACCUGAUAAAGAUGGCAGAGAAUGCUGCUGCUGGGAUGGCCUAUUUGGAAAGCAAGCAUUGUAUCCAUAGAGAUCUGGCAGCCAGGAACUGCUUGGUUUCAGAGAAAAAUGUUCUGAAAAUUAGUGAUUUUGGGAUGUCUCGUGAGGAAGAGGAUGGAGUAUACUCCUCGACUGGAGGAAUGAAACAAAUUCCAAUCAAGUGGACGGCACCUGAGGCUCUCAAUUAUGGACGGUUCACAACUGAGAGUGACAUCUGGAGUUAUGGGAUACUGCUAUGGGAGACAUUCAGUCUAGGUUCAACACCAUACCCAACCAUGACAAAUCAACAAACUCGAGAGGAGGUUGAACAAGGCUAUCGACUCAGUGCUCCUGAUUCUUGCCCAGAUGAGAUUUACAGUAUUAUGUGUCGCUGUUGGCAGUAUGAUCCAAAGAAGCGCCCAAAUUUCAGCACCAUUCACCAGGAGCUUGUGGCUCUCAGGAAAAAAUGGAAGUGAAACUGAAAACAAUUUCCUUUGUAAACCAUGUUCCAACUGCCCUCAGUGUAUCAACAUUAACAAGAUUAGGAGUAACACCAUAUGUUUAAUUUAUCACCUGAGGGAUGGCUAGCCUCGUUAGCUAUGCUCAAAACCAAAGAAUGAAUUAAUAAAUUAUUUCCACCAUGUUUUUUUUUAAUGUAGACCAUCCAAACACAAUCAACUUCUCACAGGGAAUGGAGAGAGACUAAUACUCCCUUUACGCUGAUCUGACACUGUUUCAGAUGAAAUGCCAAUGACACUGAACGUAGAACGUAACACAGGCCCUCUGGCCCUGAUGUUGCACCAACCUGUGAAACCAAUCUGAAGCCCAUCCAACCUAUACUAUUCCAUUAUCAUCCAUAUGUUUAUCCAAUGACCGUUUAAAUGCCCUUAAACUUGGCGAGUCUACUACUGCUGCAGGCAGGACAUUUCAUGCCCUUACUACUCUCUGAGUAAAGAACCUACCUUUGACAACUGUCCUACAUCUAUCACCCCUCAAUUUAAAGCUAUGUCCCCUCAUGCUAGCCAUCAUCAUACGAGGAAAAAGGCUCUCACUGCCCACACUAUCUAAUCCUCUGAUCAUCUUGUAUGUCUCUAUUAAGUCGCCUCUUGACCUUCUUCCCUCUAACGAAAACAGCCUCAAGUCCCUCAUCUUUUCUUCAUAAGACCUUUUCUCCAUGCCAGGCCACAUCCUGGUAAAUCUCCUCUGCACCCUUUCCAAUGCUUCCACAUCCUUCCUGUUAUGCGGCAAUCAGAGAUGUAUGCAUUACUCCAAGUGCGGCCGCACCCAGAGUUAUGUACAGCUGCAACAUGACGUCAUGGCUCCGAAACUCAAACCCUCUACCAAUAAAACGUAACACACGGUACACUUUCUGAACAACCCCAUCAACCUGGGUGGCAGCUUUCAGUGAUCUAUGUACAUGGACACCAAGAUCCCUCUGCUCAUCCGCACUACCAAGAAUCUUACUAUUGGCCGAGUCCUCUGUAUUCCUGUUACUCUUUCCAAAGUGAAUCACCUCACACUUAUCCACAUUAAACUCCAUUUGCCACCCCUCAGUCCAGCUGUGCAGCUUAUCUAUGUCCCUCUGUAACCUGCAACAUCCUUCUGCACUUUCCACAACUCUACCGACUUUAGUGUCAUCUGCAAAUUUGCUAACCCAUCCUUCUACGCCCUCAUCCAGGAUAUUUCUAAAAAUGACAAACAGCAGUGGCCCCAAAACAGACCCUUGCAGUACAUCACUAUUAACUGAACUCCAGGAUGAACAUUUCCCAUCAACCACCACCUUACAGCUUCUUACAACUACCCAAUUUCUGAUCCAAACCGUUAAGUCACCCUCAAUCCCAUGCCUCCAUAUUUUCUGCAAUAGCCUACCAUGGAGAACUUUAUCAAAAGCUUUACUAAAAUCCAUAUACACCACAUCAAGCGCUUUACCCUCAUCAUUUUCCCAACCUUCCAUCCCUAGUAGGAACUGGAAUGAGGCCACCUACACAUAAUUUACAAAAUGCUCCUAACAGACAAGGGGAAUUUUAAAAAAAUUCAUCAAAUGUGAGCUUUACUGGCUGGGCCAGCAAUGAAUGUUCAUCCCUAAUGGUGGUGGUGAGGCGCCUUCUUGAACCAUUGCAAUCUAUUUGGUUUAGGUAGCCAUACAAUGCUGUUAGGGAAGGAGUUCUAGGGUUUUGAAUUGGUGACUGAUGGAACAGCAGUAUAUUUCCAAGGAUGGCGAGUGGCUUGGAGGGAAACUCUUCCCCCCAACCCAUGUUCUAAUCGAAGGGAUCGUGGACUUAGCAGGAAAGAUUACUCAGUGUAUCCACCAACUGAUGUUGGAAUAAGACCACAAAGAUUCAGUCACCAAUAAGCUCUGUACAACAGUGUCUCUCAGGGUUAAAUUUAUUAAUGAUAGCAAAAGAAAUCUCUUCACCAAUGUUUCCAUUCCCCAGCACGAAGUCUGUACUACAAGAAGCAAUUGGAUAUAAAUAAAAAAGGAUUUCUUGUUACUUUGGAAAAAUUUUGAGUAUUAUGGUAAUUUUCUUCCCGUUGCUAACAUGGAAAAGGCCCAAGCAAAAUAGAAUCACAGAAUUGUUACAGCAUAGAAGAGGCUGUUCAGCCUAUCAUGUCGCCGCUGAUUUUCCAAAUGAGCAUUUCACUGAAUGCCAUUCUUAUGCUUCUCUGUUUAAUGUCCUCCCUCCUGCAAUUUUAUCGAAACUGCUUUUUCUACUCCUGACUGGGAGCUACAGGUAACAAUCCCAAUCUGUUACCUCAUCCUGAUUGGUCACAGGGCUUCACACUUAAAGGCUACUUAACUCAUCUACCCCACUGCCCCCAUUUAACAGCACUGAUAGUCAAUCGGAAUCACUGGGCUAAUGGUCAAACGGCUGAUCCAGAGACACAGUUUAUCACUGGCACAUAGGUGUGUGCACACACAAACACUCCCAUUGCUGUGUCACCUGUUGGACUGCAGUUUGAGCCUGGUUUACCAGCUCACACUUGUAAGCAGCUGAACCACUGUCCUUGGGAUAAUUAGUAGACCACCCUUGUUAAAAUGGGAAAGGUUUGCCAUUGCCUAACCUGGAUGCAGACAAUUCUAAUGUCUAUGCUAACUGAACUUGAAUUAUUUUGGAAUUAAUUAUCCCCAGUGUUUGAAGUCAAUCCUUUAAGGGAUGUUGAAACUAUGGCCUCAGACCAAUUGCCACCCUUCAACACUAGCAAACCAAUUCAGGCAGCUUUGUUAAAUUUGUGCUUGAACUAUUUGGAUUUUAAGGUGCUGUAGGUUUGAAAAGAUCAGUUCUUAAUACCAUUUAUCUCAUUGAUGUUAAAAUCGGAACAUAGGUCUGUUUGUAUCUAUUGGAGUUUUAUGGGAACAUGACUGAAACUUCGUGGCCUUCUAAUUAUUUUUGUUCUUUCGUGGGAUGUGACUUUACAUGUUGCUGGCUAGGCCAGCUUUUAUUGCUCAUCAGAAGGUGAUGGUGAGCCACCUCCUUGGAACUGCUGCAAUCGUGUGGUCUCUGGCAUGCUUUGUGUCAAUUUGGGAUAUGGUGACAGAAACCUCAACUGCCCCUGCCAUUAUAUUCUACUGUGAAAAUGCACCACAGAAAUAUCUAUCAAGUACUGCUGUUUUAAUGAAGCUUAAA